Hirsutella rhossiliensis is the source of this 1473-nucleotide messenger RNA. Its product is annotated as DDE superfamily endonuclease domain-containing protein. Gene Ontology annotation, molecular function: DNA binding. Lineage: Eukaryota; Fungi; Ascomycota; Sordariomycetes; Hypocreales; Ophiocordycipitaceae. The transcript has 4 exons. The record is from RefSeq and is a predicted model, not a curated record. Gene Ontology annotation, cellular component: nucleus. The coding region runs from base 1 to 1473 and encodes 490 amino acids.
AUGGAAUCACGUCUGGAAGAAGCUGUUCAAUAUGCUAAGGAUUUUCCUCAGAACUCAAUUCGCUCUGUGGCCAAGAAAUAUGAGGUGGCACACACAACACUGAGAUAUCGCCUCAAGAGGUCAGAUCACAAAUCCUCGCGUAUCGCGCACAACAGAAAGCUUUCGGUUGCAGAUGAGGGUGCCGUCUGUAGAUAUGUCGAUCGCCUUGAUGCUGUCAACCUUGCUGUGCGACCCGAGUUCAUUGUGGAUGCCGCGAAUGCAAUCCUUCGUGCCAAGGCCCCUGCAGCCAAAUCGGGCGACCCGCCUACUCGCCAGAAGACCUUGAGCGCCGAAAGAGCAGCAUCCGAGGACUUGCAACGGGUCGUGGAGUAUUUUCAGCGGCUGCAGAGGAUUCUUGAGCGAGAAGGUAUCCAACCCGAUGAUAUCUGGAAUAUGGAUGAAACCGGCUUUCGAGUCGGGGUGGGGAAAGAUCAACUCAUCGUCACAAAGCGAAAGAGGUCUCACUACUUCAGUGUCCCCGAGAAUCGGGAGUCAGCAACUCUCAUUGAGGCAAUCUCCGCCGCCGGGCGCUUUACCCCUGCUUUCAUAAUUCUCGCCGGUCAGAACCACAUGGCGAGCUGUGGAUACACGAACGAUGAGAUCAGUCUCGACUGGGUGCAACACUUUGACAAGCACACUAACGGGUGCCGAAAAGGGAGGAAACGUCUUCUCAUCUUGGACCGGCAUGGGUCGCACCAUACGAAGGAGUUCAUUGAGUACUGUGAUGCCCAUGCGCUGGACCUCAUGGUCCGUGACGGGUUGGUCAACAUCACAAAGGUUGAGUUCCUCGGCUGCAUCCAAGAAGUCCGAAAGAAAGCAUUCAGAGCAAGCACUAUCCGCUCUGCUUUCAAGAAAACAGGAAUCUGGCCAUUCUAUCCCCAGCCAGUGCUGGAUCUUAUAAGUAGUAGGAUGGUGACGUCAAAAACGCCUACUCCGCCGCCUUCUGGGCCAGAAUCUUCACCAUUCAGCACGCCUUUGACAGUCCGACAAGUCAACAAGGUUGCCAGGGUCAUAGAGAACGGAUUGGGUGAAGUCAACGAAAUUAGCCCGGAUCUGGCUCACAAUAUGAGCCGAUUCAUCAAGGGCUCUCUGAGCAACGUUGCCGAACUCCUGCAGACGAAAAAGGACCUAGGAAGGACUAGAUACGCAGAGAAAAUAGCCAAACAGCGGAGGGCCAUGAAGAACAAGGUUCUGCAGUCGGGAGGGGUACUUACAGUCCAGGAAGGCCGUGCAAUGGUCCGGCGUAAGGAAGAAGACGAAGUUACCAAGGCGAGGGAGGUGAUCGCCAGGAUGGAAGCGAAGGCCAAGAACGCACUUAAGCGUUGGUUUAAUGAAGCCGCAAAGACUGCAAGACAAUGGAGGUCCAUUGGAAAGCUUGACAGGGCUGAGAUUUACGAAAGUGGUCGCGAAGUGCGGCUGCUGAAGCGCUUCUAA